Nothobranchius furzeri (turquoise killifish) is the source of this 6191-nucleotide messenger RNA. It is a transcript of the gene itgav, whose product is annotated as integrin, alpha V. Gene Ontology annotation, biological process: cell-matrix adhesion; integrin-mediated signaling pathway; angiogenesis. The record is from RefSeq and is a predicted model, not a curated record. Gene Ontology annotation, cellular component: integrin complex; external side of plasma membrane. Lineage: Eukaryota; Metazoa; Chordata; Actinopteri; Cyprinodontiformes; Nothobranchiidae. Gene Ontology annotation, molecular function: integrin binding.
ACCUAGAUUGUGCCUUUGUUUUGAAAAGGUGUGGGCGGGUGUGCUUUGAAUAACAUCCGCCUGUAAACUAGCUUGACCAAAGGUCGUCGAAAGAAACAAGCCUUCCUGACACACUUCCACAGACUCCCAACACUCGCACGGUCGCGGCCUCUGCCCGGGUUUGUUUAGUAAUUCCUUCAGUGAUCUGGAUUGCGUUAAUCGGUUAAAACAGACUGCAGACCCACCGGAAAGAACCGAACCGUGUUCGCUCGGUGUGAUUACCAGAACCAAGAAUGUGUUUCGUUUAACGCCUGCAGAGACGAGAUCUCCUGUUAGGAGCGCUGGUUCUGAGCCGGUUGGUGGUUUGAAGCCGCGGCGCGACAUACGAACUAUCUGGAGCAUCUUCCUGCUCGGUGUUUUCUCCGGUAGCAGCCAUGGCAGGAGGUGGACGGCCAGCGCUCGGGCUGCUGGUUCUGGUGGGGUUGCUCUUCCAUCGCUGUGGUUCCUUCAACCUGGAUGUGGACAAACCCUCCGUGUUCGCCGGACCCGAGAGAAGCUACUUUGGCUUCUCGGUGGAUUUCUUCAAGUCCUCAACUAACCUAAACUCCGACAUUCUCAUUGGCGCGCCUCGAGCCAACUUGACGUCCUCCAGCACUGUGGUGGAGAGAGGAGCAGUGUUCACUUGUCCUUGGAGCAGCUCCUCCAGCUGUCAGCAAGUGCAGUUUGACACCUCAGAUAACCGUAAAAACGAUGGUGGGGUUCAGAUGGAGUUCAAGUCCAAACAGUGGUUUGGUGCCUCUGUUCGAUCAAGUGGAGACAAUAUCUUGGCCUGUGCUCCACUUUACCAGUGGUCCACCUUCGGGAUGUCUGAACGAGAGCCGGUGGGAACGUGUUACCUGAAGAAAGGAAGUACAGUGGUGGAGUACUCCCCCUGCAGAACGAAUGCUAAUUCACCAGAAGGUCAGGGCUUCUGCCAGGCUGGCUUCAGUGCAGACUUUCUAAAGAAAAGCAACCGAGUGGUGGUGGGAGGACCCGGGAGCUUCUACUGGCAGGGCCAGCUGAUUUCCGAUGAUGUUUCUGAGAUUUUUACUCGUGCCGGCGCUGCUUUUAUCGUGCCGUACCAGAACACCCUGGCCACCAAAUCGGCCGGUCCGCAGUAUGACGACAGCUACCUCGGAUACUCCGUGACAGUUGGAGACUUCAACGGUGAUGGAAAGGAAGAUUUUGUGACUGGAGUACCGAGAGGACAGCAGGCGUUGGGUUAUGUGAACAUCUUCAAUGGGCUAAACAUGGCGUCCAUGAUCAACUUCACUGGCUCUCAGAUGGCAGCCUACUUUGGACAUUCAGUGGCCGUCUCUGACGUUAAUAACGAUGGUCUGGUGGACCUGUUGGUCGGUGCUCCUCUCUUCAUGGACAGAGGCUCAGAUGGGAAGCUCAGGGAGGUGGGACAGGUGGCUGUGUAUCUCAGUCGGGGGGGCUUCUCCUUUCAGCUACCCCAGUUCCUGACCGGCUCAGAGGUUUAUGCCAGAUAUGGUUCUGCCAUCGCUGCGCUGGGAGACCUGGACAAAGACGGAUUCAACGAUGUGGCCAUCUCUGCUCCUUAUGGAGGUCCUGACCACAACGGUUUGGUAUACAUCCACAAUGGCCGCCCUAAGGGACCUGACUCAUCACCCUCUCAGGUCCUCCAGGGCAAAUGGGCGUCCAGCUACAUGCCUGCUAGCUUUGGAUACUCUAUGACAGGAAAUACUGAUGUAGACCAGAAUGGAUAUCCAGAUUUAGUAGUUGGAGUGUUUGGAGCAGACAAAGCUGUGUUAUACAGAGCUCGUCCCGUCAUCAGUGUGAAUGCCACAUUGGACAUAACUCCACAGAUCAUCAACCCGGAGGAAAAGACUUGUAAAAAGGACCUUUCUGGCAGCAUGGUGUCUUGUUUUAAGGUGAAGUACUGCAUAGCUGCGGCAGGAGCAGGUGCUCCAGAGAAGCUGAACUUCCGUGUGGACCUCACGCUGGACCGUCUGAAGCAGGCGGCGACUAAACGAGCCCUCUUCCUGUUCAGUCAGACCUUCCAGUACUCUAAGAACAUGACGGUGGAGAACAACAAACGCGCAAUGUGUGAGGAGCAGGAGGUCUUCCUGAAGGAUGAGUUUCGGGAUAAGAUCACGCCCAUCUCCGUGGCGAUGGAGUACAGUCUGGACUACCAGCUAGCUGCUGAUCCGACGGGACUCAAGCCGAUCGUCGAUGUGUCGGUGCCGACUAACGUCACCAAACAGGCUCACAUCCUCCUGGACUGUGGAGACGAUAACAUCUGUAAGCCUGACCUCCGGCUGUCUGUUAAGAGCGACCGAGACCAGAUCUACUUUGGGGAUGACAACGCUCUGACGCUGGAGGUCAGCGCUGAGAACCAGGGCGAGGGAGCCUACGAGGCUGAACUCCACGUGUUUCCUCCCCAACAGGCCGACUUCACUGGGGUCGUUCGCAGUCAGACUCUCUCCAGACUCUCCUGUGCUUACAAGAAGGAAAACCAGACCAAGAUGGUGGUCUGUGACCUGGGAAACCCCAUGAAGGGAGGAACUAAGGUCCUGGCUGAGCUGAGGUUCAGCGUGCACCAGCUGUCUGAGGAGGACACAGCGGUCAGAUUCGACCUGCAGAUAGUCAGCUCAAACCAGUUUAACAACACCAGUCCUCGAAGGUCCAGCAUCACCAAUCUGGAAGUCCUGGCUAAAGUCUCCAUCAGAGGGUCUUCGUCUCCCAGUCAGGUGCUGCUUCCUAUUGCAAACUGGAAACCUAAAGACCCUCCGGAGGUUGGAGAUGACAUCGGGCCACAGAUCGUACAUGUGUUUGAGCUCCUGAACAAUGGGCCCAGCACGUUCAGUAAAGCGUCUCUGAACGUCAUGUGGCCGUACCGCCUGAAGAACGGCUCUCUGCUCUACAUCACCAGCUUUGAUACGGAGGGACCCAUCAACUGCACCACAGACGUGGAGAUCAACCCGCUCAACGUCUCUAUCCCUGUGACAUCACAGAACACCAGCAUUGUUCCACCCAGAGAGCGAGAAACAGAAGGACGGAACCAAAACCAUGUCCACAAAAGAGACCUGGAGCCCAGAGACUUGCAGAGUGACCUGCAGACACUGGACUGCACCACAGCCACGUGUCUGUCACUGAGAUGUCAGGUCGGUCGUCUGGAGCGGACAAAGAACGCCAUCCUCUUCAUCUACUCAAGACUGGCUGUGGACAACUUCCUGAGGACGGAGAAUCAGAAUCGUUCAUAUGUGGUUCGAUCUAAAGCCUCGUUUGAAGUCAUCGAGAUGCCGUAUAAGAACAGUCCAACUCUACCGUCCAACACAACCAUUGUCAGCAUGUCGGUGAUGUGGGUGGCUGACACCGCUCAGCCAGUACCAGGCUGGGUGGUGGCUCUGGCCGUUCUGGCAGGACUGCUGCUGCUGGCGCUGCUCAUCUUCAUCAUGUACAAACUGGGUUUCUUUAAGAGAGUGCGCCCCCCGCAGGAGGACUGCACUGAGAAAGAGCAGCUUCAGCCGGAGGAGAACGGCAACACGGAGGCGUAGAGGCUGAAAUCAGAGGCUGCGAGAGAAGAUUUCAGGGUCAGAGGUGGUCCGCUGUGGGGGAGUGUGGGGGCAGACAACAGCGCUGGGUUGACUUUGAACGAUGUUUUAUUUUUAUGAAUCAUGUUGCAUUUGUGCCAAAAGAGGAGCCGUAGAAAUCCUGGUUACCGACGAGAGUCCCAACAUUUAACGUAUUAUUGUUUACAAGCUAAAGAACAGAUGGACACAUCAUGUCCCCAAAUGUCAAAGCACUUCUUUACCUGCUCAGGUGCUUUUCAGCACAGCACACACUGUUUGGCCUCACACAACAUUUGCACAUAUUUUGGUCCAAACGUGACACGGCAGCGCUGGUGCUCGUUGUCCUGAAGGUCCAGAGCUGCUGAUUUGUUUGGGGCAGAUUUGUUCAACAUUUCUGGGUCCCUAAAAGUUCAUCAGCAGCGUAAAAAAUCUAAACAAUCUUCUGAUUUCAUGACUUUAGUUAUGAAACAUCAAGAGUUGUGAGGCAAAAAGGCCGCUGAGGCGCUGGAGCAGGGGAUUGUGGGUACCUGGUGUAAACCAACAGCAGCAUGAAAUGAUCCGAACGUCACCGUAAUGUUUGUAGUCUUUCUGCUCGGGGUGCUGGAGUUUAUUUUGUUAUUAAUGAUGGUGAGACCAACACUGGUUGUCUUAAUCAAUAAUGAAACCGACGCAGGGAAAUCAGCUCACACCUGUGCUGCCCUCUACAGGCAGACAGCUGUAGCUACAGAUGGAUGUCAGGCUGAAUUCAGAUUUAUUUCUCUUCCCUUUGGUUUAAUCAUCUGAGUUACUACAUGCAGAUUAUUUACCAACAGGUGAACCACACCAGCUGCUGCUGGCUGCUUGAAUCUUUGUUCAUUUAAGUCUUUAUUAUGGGAUGUUUACACCUGCUGCAUUGUUUAAUCCUGUGCCAUAAUUAUGGAACUAGGACUGGGACAAUAUUUCAUGUAACUUGUACCAAGCUUUGUAACCUGUAACAUGUUUUGUAGCUGUAACUUUUGUUUUGUAACUGUAACUUUUGUUUCGCAACUUGCAGAAAACAAUCAAUGUACAACUUUCAAAACACACAUCCCAGUCUACAGUUACAAAACUCAAGUCUACAAGUACAAAACAUUUUGUCCCAAUUCUGGCUUCCUUCCCAAAGAACCAAUGACAGGUUUUGUCUGACCAGCCAAUCAUGAGUCUUGGAUUCCUGUCCAAGACAAUUCCUGUUGGAAGGAAGCCAGAAUUGGGACAAAAUGUUUUGAACUUGUAGACUGAGAUUUGUGUUUUGAAAGUUGUACAUUGAUUGUUUUCUGAAAGUUACUAAAUAAAAGUUAUAUGUUUUGUAUGGAAGUUACACGCUACAAAACAAAAGUCACAGCUACAAAACAUGUUACAAGUUAAAUGUAAUAUUGUUCCAUUCCUAGUUCCAUACAUUAUAAUCAUGUCUUCACGCACAUGUCCAGAUAGAGAAGCCAGAAUCUCACUUUCAGCAUCCCGUUAUCUUCCACCUGUACUGGUGAUGCUACAUAAAAACACCAGGAACUAUGUGGUCAAGUGUUUGAUGUCCUUUUUCAAACUGAAGAACAAAAAUAUCUUUGAAUUUUUGGACUUUUUUAAGCAAAAUAUGUCAUAAUGCCUCCUAAAACAUGAAUUUAGUCUUUUUCUAUGUCCUGUAAAUAUCUUCUGGAGCAGCCUAAGCAACAGUUACUAAGAGGUGGGGCUUAAUUAAUAAUUAGUUAUUACUUUCCUGUGCUGCACUGAGGCCGUUGGUUUUUACUUUUAUUUUGAAAUUUCACUUCUCAGAUUGGGGACAGGCAACUUUACACAAAAUAAAAACAGGUGACGUUUAUGUAAAAGGUAGGGGUGUGUGUGUGUGUGUGUGUGUGUGUGUGUGUGUGUGUGUGUGUGUGUGUGUGUGUGUGUGUGCACGCUUCAAUAUACUUAAAAGGAGAAAAAUGCUAUUUGCCCAUAUUGGGCUGGCAUUAUGAAAACAUGAAUAUGAUGGUGCACACGGCCUGCUGUCUCUGAGCAUCACUCUUAUUUCCAGGAUAGUGAUGCACUAAUCUAACAGGUGAACUGGUGAUGAAGGUGAAUUAGUGCAGAAACCACAGCCUGACAGCAGCACUCACGCUUGAGACUGAAAAGUAAAAUGUAUUUUAUUGUCACGCUGACUGGUGCAGGAAACAGAUGCUUGUUGCUUUUGGUAAAACUUGGGUGUGUUUUUAUUUUGGUUUAGAGUUGGACACCAUUCUAAUGUAUCCUCUUAUUUUGUUUUUCCCUUUAGCGUGGGAACUGCCGCUCCAUAACGUAGACGUUUAGAGAAUUAAACUGUUUGAACUAACUGAAAUCUGCAGAAAUAAAACUUUGGGAGGAAGGUGGGAACCAUCCUGAGGGGUCUUUAGUCACAACACGGUGAAUUUACUGCACUGUAAAAUGAAAUUGGGCAGAUUUGGCUGCAGAACAACAACUUAAUCAUGUUGACUCCCGUCCUGCAGCAGUAUGCUUGUGUUUAUAUUUAAUAGCACUCCGUCUUUCCUCCUGCUACGAGCAAAUGAAACUAUUUUUGAUGUAUGUAUUCUUUCACUUGGUGAGUAAAUAUUAACAGUUGAUGAAGAUGAUUUCACUCUUGGAAUGAAAUAAACUGAUUUGUUCACA